UCUGGUCGACUCAAGAGUGGCAUUCUUUCUUUGCUGUUGUUAUUGAGAAGUAGACCGUUUACAGCUUGUUCCUUUAUCUGAAAGGAAACCAGUCGACUGGAAAAUGAGGCUAAAUGUUGCCAUUUUCUUUGGGGCUCUCUUCGGAGCCUUGGGGGUUUUGCUGUUCUUGGUGGCUUUUGGAUCGGAUUAUUGGCUUCUGGCGACUGAAGUGGGCAGGUGUUCAGGUGAACAGAAUAUAGAGAACAUCACUUUUCACCACGAAGGAUUUUUCUGGAGGUGCUGGUUCAACGGCAUUGUGGAAGAGAACAACUCCAACGUCUGGAAGUUCUGGUACACCAAUCAGCCACCGUCCAAGAACUGCACACAUGCCUACCUGUCUCCAUACCCCUUCAUGAGGGGUGAACACAACUCCACUUCCUAUGACUCUGCUAUUAUUUACCGUGGCUUCUGGUCAGUCCUGCUGCUUCUGGGGGUAGUGGCCGCCUUGGUUGCGAGCUUUGUCAUCAUCUGUGCAGCACCCUUUGCCAGUCACUUUCUUUAUAAAGCUGGAGGAGGCUCCUACAUUGCCGCAGGUAUCCUGUUUUUCCUGGCGGUGAUGCUGUAUGUCAUCUGGGUGCAGGCGGUGGUGGACAUGGAAAGUUAUAGAGCCACGAAAAUGAAGGACUGCUGGGAGUUCACCCCUUCUGUUCUGUACGGCUGGUCUUUUUUUCUGGCCCCGGCCGGCAUCUUCUUUUCCCUGCUAGCCGGGUUACUGUUUCUAGUCGUCGGACGGCACAUUCAGCUACAUCACUAAGCAUUGCCACUGCGGUUUCCAAGGCAUCAUACCUCCCACUU
Messenger RNA from Phodopus roborovskii (desert hamster), 834 nucleotides. RefSeq names its product transmembrane protein 182 (gene Tmem182). The transcript is spliced from 5 exons. Lineage: Eukaryota; Metazoa; Chordata; Mammalia; Rodentia; Cricetidae. The coding region runs from base 104 to 793 and encodes 229 amino acids. The record is from RefSeq and is a predicted model, not a curated record. Gene Ontology annotation, cellular component: membrane.